Messenger RNA from Athene cunicularia (burrowing owl), 2878 nucleotides. RefSeq names its product component of oligomeric golgi complex 7 (gene COG7). The record is from RefSeq and is a predicted model, not a curated record. Gene Ontology annotation, cellular component: COG complex. The transcript is spliced from 17 exons. Gene Ontology annotation, biological process: retrograde vesicle-mediated transport, Golgi to endoplasmic reticulum; intracellular protein transport; Golgi organization. The coding region runs from base 1 to 2250 and encodes 749 amino acids. NCBI's taxonomy places the organism in Eukaryota, Metazoa, Chordata, Aves, Strigiformes, Strigidae.
AUGCUGAGCGCUGGGCAACCCGCGCUCUGGCGGGGAGGGGAAGGCGCAGAACCGAGGGGGGAGGGUCCUCAGGCCCUCCCCACUGUACCGCUUGGUGUUUCUCUAGAAACGAGCCACCAGGCUCUCCAGAACAUGCCCAGAGUCCUCCGGGAAGUGGAAGUCUUGAAACAGGAGGCGACGUUCCUGAAGGAGCAAAUGAUCCUUGUUAAAGAAGAUAUCAAGAAAUUUGAAGAAGACACAGCUCAGUCAAUGCAGGUCCUGGUAGAGAUUGACCGAGUGAAAUCUAGAAUGCAGUUGGCUGCCGAGUCGCUUCAGGAAGCAGACAAAUGGAGCACGUUAAGUGCAGACAUUGAAGAGACUCUUAAAACACAGGAUGUGUCUGUGAUUUCGGCCAAACUAACCAGCAUGCAGAGCAGCCUGGCUAUGCUCGUGGACACGCCGGACUACUCCGAGAAGUGUGUGCACCUCGAGGCGCUGAAGAACCGCCUGGAGGCCAUGGCCAGCCCUCAGAUUGUUGCUGCUUUUAACUCCCAGUCUGUAGAUCAGGCAAAAACGUUUGUUAAAGUCUUCACCGAAAUUGAUCGGAUGCCCCAGCUUCUCGCUUAUUAUUAUAAAUGUCACAAGGUGCAGCUGGUGGCAGUGUGGCAGGAUCUUUGCCAGAGUGACCUGAGCUUAAACCGCCAGCUGACUGAGCUGUAUGACACGCUGCUCGGGACCUGGCACUCGCAGCUGCAGUGGGCGACACAGGUUUUCAAGAACCCCUAUGAAAUUGUGACUGUGCUGUUGAUCCAAACCCUGGGAGCGCUGGUGCCUUCCAUCCCUGUCUGCCUCGGCACUGCCCUGGAGAGAACGGGCCAAGAGACCAAACUGACCAAGCUGCUGGAGCUCUACGAUGCCACCGUCCACUUCGCCAAGGGGCUGGAAGUAGCAAUGCUGCCAAACCUGAAGGAGCAGAACCUGGUAAAAGUGAUGGAGCUGGUGGAAGCAGUGUAUGGUCCGUACAAGCCCUAUCAGCUGCAGUAUGGAGACCUGGAAGAAGAAAAUCUCCUCAUUCAGAUCAGUGCCGUGCCCUUGGAGCACUGGGAAGUAAUCGACUGUGUCCAGGAACUGAACCAUUCCGUCAACAAACUCUUCAUCCUGGCCUCUGGAGCCAUCGACAGCUGCGUUAAACUCACGGACGGGCUGGGCGUCGGUGGGCUCCUCAAGGCCCUGAAGGCUCUGUUCACAAAGUAUACAUCUGACUUUACAAAUACUUUGCAGUCUAUACGAAAGAAAUGUAAACUGGAUGAUGUCCUAUCAGAUUCCCUUUUCCAGGAGGACUGGACUGCAUUCCAAAACUCUGUCCGGAUAAUCACAACCUGCGGUGAGCUCCUUCGUCAGUGCGGAGACUUUGAGCAGCAGCUGGCCAACAGGAUUUUAUCAACUGCUGGGAAGUAUCUCUCGGACUCCUACAGCCCUUGUAGUUUUUCUGGCUUUCAGGAUAGCAGUUCUGCAGAAAAGAAGAGCUCUGUAAAGAAUCCCUGGCAGGAAUACAAUUAUCUUCUGAAGGAGAAUCCAUCCGAGUAUGCCAGCCUUAUGGAAACGCUUUACACUCUGAAGGAAAAAGGUACGAGUAACCACAACCUGCUGUCUUCAUCACGCUCUGCCCUCAGCCGCCUCAACCAGCUGGCACACCACUUGGCUUUUGAUUCUGUUUUUCUUCGGAUCAAACAACAACUCUUACUCGUUUCGAAGAUGGAGGGCUGGAAUUCUGGUGGCCUUGGUGAGACCCUGACAGAUGACCUGCCAAACUUCAGCCUGACUCCUCUGGAAUAUAUCAGCAAUAUUGGGCAAUAUAUUAUGUCGCUUCCUCUCCACCUUGAGCCGUUUGUCACUCAAGAGGAUUCUGCUUUGGAGCUGGCCUUGCAUGCUGGAAAACUGCCUUACCCCCCAGAACAAGGAGAUGAGUUACCUGAGCUGGACAACAUGGCUGACUACUGGCUGGGCUCCAUCGCCCGAGCCACGAUGCAGACCUACUGCGAGGUCAUCCUGCAGAUCCCGGAGCUCUCAGCCCACUCGGCCAAGCAGCUUGCCACCGACAUCGAUUAUCUCAUAAACGUGAUGGAUGCCCUCGGCCUUCAGCCAUCAAGAACACUGCAAAAUAUUGUAACUCUGUUGAAGGCAAAGCCAGAGGACUACCGCCAAGCUGCCAAAAGCGUGCCGCGCCGGCUGGCCAGCAGCAUCGCUGCCAUGAGGGGCCUGGAGGGUUAGCUGUGACAGCCCUGCUGCCCCACGGCCUCGGGGCCGGAGCUCUGCACCCCGCGUUUGCGGCACUAAAACUCGGCGAGGACACUGAAACUGUCCCUGGAGAUUAGGGGAAGUUAUUUCUGAAUAACUUUUAAUAAAUGCCUUUGUCUAGGAAAAGCUUGUUCCAUGGUUCCAUCCUUAGAGGAAAGAUGUCCUACAGCCAGGUUUACAGAAAGCAUCUGGAUGACCUUGAGUAGGCUGGGCACUGCUGGCUUCUGACUAGAAACGGUCUGCCGGCUGCGGGAGAGUUCAUGCUUCAUGGCGGUAAGAUGACUGGCUUUUUCAGAAAACUUAAUCAAUUCUGAAUCUAAAAUUACGGGGUAGGUGCAACAAAGAUGGGCUGAUUGGAAGCUUUUCUACCUGGAGGCAGUUGUCAUUGCUCAAGUCUGUCAUUAUUCGCACAGUCAGGAAGACAGUCUCAUCACUUAGAGGGUGAGGCAUGAUCAAGCUCAAGCCUGAGAAUAAAACCAGUUUUGUAGGCUGUUCCUUGUGCAAUUAAUGUAUUCCACUGAAAGCGAUGGAGUUUAUAAGAAAUUUAAUGAAAGCGUUGCUUUCUUGUAGAAUUUAUUAAAGCCUGGUGUAUAGAUCUUUG